Molecule: messenger RNA, 546 nt
Organism: Strongylus vulgaris
Lineage: Eukaryota; Metazoa; Nematoda; Chromadorea; Rhabditida; Strongylidae
Source: the annotation of a GenBank genome assembly
AUGCAUGUACAGUUUAGGAUAAACCAAUAUAAUGUAUUCAAAUAUUUUCUUGCUUUUGAGAGUGAACAACAGCUGGACUGUGCUUUGGACCUGAUGAGGCGCCUACCUCCACAACAAUGUGAGAAGAAUCUUGUUGACUUGAUCGAUCUUUGCCCAGGACUCUGUGAUGAUUUACUAGGGACUGUCGAUCAGCCGUUAAAAGUAGCAAAAGAUAGGGAAACUGGCAAAGAAUACCUCCUUUGUGAUUACAGCAGAGAUGGCGACAGCUACAGGUCACCUUGGACGAAUACAUACGAUCCCCCCGCCGAAGAUGCUCAGCUGCCAUCAGAAAAAUUGCGUAAACUUGAAAUUGAAGCGAAUGCAGCAUUCGAAAGCUAUCGAGACAUGUACUUCGAAGGUGGUAUCUCUUCAGUGUAUUUUUGGGAUUUAGAUCACGGCUUUGCUGGUGUAGUGCUCAUUAAAAAGACUGGAGAUGGUUCGAAAGCUAUCCAGGGAUGCUGGGAUUCCAUUCAUGUCAUCGAGAUCAAUGAGAGAGUGAGCGCAUUC